Molecule: messenger RNA, 204 nt
Organism: Sclerotinia sclerotiorum 1980 UF-70
Lineage: Eukaryota; Fungi; Ascomycota; Leotiomycetes; Helotiales; Sclerotiniaceae
Exons: 2
Coding region: 1-204 (67 amino acids)
Source: RefSeq, a predicted model, not a curated record
AUGGAUCCUACGCGGUACAACUCGUAUAUCGCUCAAUAUCCUCAACGGCGUUCAAUCACCCCGACUUACCACAAUGGCACAAUGGCAAAAGACGCCAAAACUUCUAAAGUGGUGACAAUGAGGUUCAUCACAUCGUUAGCUGCAUCUUGCACAAGCCACUUGGUUCGACUCCUCAAUUCUGUUGAUUUCCUUUCCGAGAUAUGA